Molecule: messenger RNA, 1907 nt
Organism: Tricharina praecox
Lineage: Eukaryota; Fungi; Ascomycota; Pezizomycetes; Pezizales; Pyronemataceae
Product: Alg9-like mannosyltransferase family-domain-containing protein
Exons: 3
Coding region: 70-1755 (561 amino acids)
Biological process (GO): GPI anchor biosynthetic process
Cellular component (GO): endoplasmic reticulum membrane
Molecular function (GO): alpha-1,2-mannosyltransferase activity
Source: RefSeq, a predicted model, not a curated record
CGGAGCUUCCCACCCACACACACCUCAGGAAGGGGGAAAUGGACAGCCAACGAUAGAUACCGAUAACUCAUGUCUUCGUCUUCUCCGUCGCCUUCGCCGCCGCCGCGGUCUCGGUCACGCCCCGCAAGGCAGCUGGCCGUCUUCUCUAUUCACUCUACCAUCUUCCUGUCGCUGAUCUCCCUGCGCAUCCUCAAUGCCGUCACCGUCCGGACUUUCUUUCAGCCGGAUGAGUACUUCCAGGCCAUCGAGCCCGCGUGGAAUCUCGCGUUCGGGAACGGCGGGUGGUUAACCUGGGAAUGGCGGCAUUCGCUCCGCUCAGCAGCCCACCCACUUCUCUUCGCCGGCCUCUACCGCGCCGUCUCCUUCACCUGCACGGUCCUGCACGUCUCCGAGGCGCAGCAAGCGGAAGCACUCGCGAUCGCUCCGCGGGUGCUACAGGCGCUCUUCGCGGCGAUGGGGGACUGGGCGACGGCGCGUCUGGCGGGCGUGCUGUGGGGCAGCGACGUCGGCUGGAUCAGCCUGUGUCUGAGUCUCGGAAGUGCCUGGGGCUGGUUCUGCGGGACCCGUACGUUCGCGAAUAGUCUGGAGACGGUCGUUACCGCAUUGGCGCUCAGCGUGUGGCCCUGGAGGUGGGCCACCGCUGAUAGGUCCCGCCCAAGACAGCAGCGGAGUGAGGUGCGCUUCGCGAUGGGGCUGGCGGCCCUCGCGUGUGUCCUGAGACCGACGAAUAUCCUUGUGUGGUUGGCGCUCGGCGCGUUUGCGGUUUGGAAUACGAACGGCAGGAGGAGGGUUAUCUUGGUGGCUGAGGCUAGUUGGAUUGGUGCUGCCGUGUUCAUGGCAAACGCCCUGAUUGAUAAGGCCUACUACGGCGAAUGGACCUUCCCACCACUCACCUUCCUCAAGUUCAACGUCGUCCACUCGCUCUCGAUUUUCUACGGCCGGAACGAUUGGCACUACUAUCUUUCGCAAGGGCUCCCCCUCCUACUCACCACCUUUCUCCCUCUCGCGCUGUACGCGCUCUACUGCAGUCUCGCCAUCGGCCGCACAUCUUCCCCGGCGUUCCAACUUGCCAGCACAAUUGUCGGCGUGGUAGCCACAUACUCCCUGAUCGCGCACAAAGAAGUCCGAUUCCUCUACCCUCUCCUCCCGCUCCUGCACGUCCUCUCGGCAAAGUCUUUCCAAGACCUGUCAUGGAGCACCAAGACCAAGAACCGCGUUCUAGCCGGAAUGAUCCUCCUCAACCUGCCCGUGGCAUACUACACGUCGAUGGUGCACCAGCGUGGGGUGAUCGACGUAAUGCAGCACCUGGGCGCUACCAGCAGCGAGUGGAAUUCCGCGGGCUUCUUGAUGCCGUGCCAUUCCACCCCGUGGAAGGGCGCACUCGGCGGUGCUCUGGAUAAGAAGGAUAUGUGGGCGUUGACGUGCGAGCCGCCGAUUGACAUGGAGCCCGAAGUGAGGGCCGCGUACGUGGACGAGGCGGACCAGUUCUACGCUGACCCGAAGGCGUUCGUGCAGAAAUUUGUCGGCGAUGGGAAAAGGUAUAAGUGGCCCGAGAGGUUGGCUGUGUUUGAAGCAUUGGUCAAGGAGGAUGCUGGCAAGAGCUUGUGGGGCGGACUUUAUGAAGAGUGCUGGAGAGGGUUCAAUACCCAUUGGCAUGAUGACGAUCGGAGGAGAGGGGAUGUGGUCGUGUUUUGUCUAAGAGAUGAGAUGGACGGGAAAGAGCCGGUGGAGAUGGUCGUUAGUGAGAUGUUUUAGUUGUUUUGUUAUUUUGUUGUUACUGGUGCGGGGACCUCAAUGUUGAUGUGCAGUGGUCAUUCUACGGAUAUGGUACGGGUUGAGCAAUGAUUUGAGGCCAAUCGAUUGAGAUGCGGAUCGUCGGAACCUGCCUGGAUGUUUGACCGUGGACC